UAAAAUCCAACUCCCAAAAUCCCCUCCCUCCUCAUUGUUCAUCCCCCAAACCCCAAUCCAAGGCCGAAACCAAAGGCAUGGCAAUUUCAUCACCGGCCGCCGCCACCGCCACCGCCGUAACAUCUUCUAAGCUCAGGUACCCACAAGCCUUUCCUUUCCCUCCUACUCACUCCUCAAUCACCUCCGCCAUUUUCUCCUCUAAACUAACACCUGCCCACCUAUCCUCUUCCCUCCUCCCUCCUUUCAUCACCACCGUCUCCACCACCACCUCCGUCUUCACCCGUCGCCGUUCCUCUUUCACCGUCAAAGCUGCCCGUGGUAAAUUCGAGCGCAAAAAGCCCCAUGUCAACAUCGGCACCAUUGGCCAUGUCGACCACGAAACCACCUUGACCGCAGCCCUGACCAUGGCCUUAGCUUCCAUGGGUAACAGUGCCCCCAAAAAGUACGACGAAAUCGACGCCGCCCCUGAAGAGCGCGCCCGUGGUAUCACCAUCAACACCGCCACCGUCGAAUACGAAACCGAGAACCGCCAUUACGCUCACGUGGAUUGCCCCGGGCACGCCGAUUAUGUCAAGAACAUGAUUACCGGAGCUGCCCAAAUGGACGGUGCAAUCUUAGUCGUUUCCGGCGCUGACGGACCCAUGCCCCAAACUAAGGAACACAUCCUGCUGGCUAAACAAGUCGGUGUACCAAACAUGGUUGUGUUUUUGAACAAACAAGACCAGGUUGACGACGAGGAGCUUCUGCAACUUGUGGAAUUGGAGGUGCGUGAAUUGCUUACUAGUUACGAAUUUCCUGGUGAUGAAGUACCUAUUGUUUCUGGCUCUGCACUUUUAGCUUUAGAAGCUUUGAUGGGUAAACCCAGUAUCCCAAGAGGGGAAAACCAAUGGGUUGAUAAGAUUUAUGAACUUAUGGAUGCUGUUGAUAGUUAUAUUCCAGUUCCUCAAAGGCAAACUGAUUUGCCUUUCUUGUUAGCCAUUGAGGAUGUGUUUUCCAUCACUGGACGUGGUACCGUCGCCACCGGUCGUAUCGAGAGAGGUACUAUUAAGGUUGGAGAGACUGUCGACAUUGUUGGAUUGAAAGAAACUAGGAACACCACGGUUACAGGUGUGGAAAUGUUUCAAAAGAUACUAGACGAUGCCAUGGCUGGCGAUAAUGUCGGGUUGUUGCUUAGAGGUGUUCAAAAGGCGGAUAUUCAAAGGGGGAUGGUUUUGGCUAAACCCGGAACAAUCACUCCCCACACGAAGUUCAGUGCCAUUGUCUAUGUGUUGAAGAAGGAAGAGGGUGGUAGGCAUUCUCCCUUCUUUGCAGGUUAUAGGCCUCAGUUUUAUAUGAGAACCACCGAUGUCACUGGAAAGGUGACUGCCAUUAUGAAUGAUAAGGAUGAAGAGUCUAAGAUGGUUAUGCCCGGCGACCGUGUAAAGAUGGUAGUCGAGCUUAUUAUGCCUGUUGCUUGUGAGCAAGGUAUGCGGUUUGCUAUCAGAGAAGGAGGUAAGACGGUCGGAGCCGGUGUUAUACAGUCGAUCAUCCAGUGAUUUUUGGAUAACUUGGCGUUGCAAGAAAUGUUAUUUGCUUUCCACAUUGAUGUCAAAAAACCUUCAUAUGUCAAAUGUUAAAGUCAUGCAAUUAGUUUCA
Molecule: messenger RNA, 1635 nt
Organism: Hibiscus syriacus
Lineage: Eukaryota; Viridiplantae; Streptophyta; Magnoliopsida; Malvales; Malvaceae
Product: elongation factor Tu, chloroplastic-like
Biological process (GO): mitochondrial translational elongation
Cellular component (GO): mitochondrion
Molecular function (GO): GTPase activity; GTP binding; translation elongation factor activity
Source: RefSeq, a predicted model, not a curated record